AUGAGUCGUAGCACUAAGACUACGAUUACCUCUUCUUCAGUUGCUGGAGGUGGCGGUGGAGGACGUAUCUCUAGUGGAGGUGGUGGUGGGCAUUCUUCAAGCUCUACUAGAAAGAUAACCAGUGGUGGAAGCUUUUCUGGUAGAAGUUAUGGUGGAGGAGGUUCCAGAUGUGGUUACGGAGUGGGAAUAAGCAGUGGUGGUUAUGGAGGAGGAAUAAGCAGUGGCAGUUGUGGAGGGGGAAUAGUUGGUGGUAGUUAUGGAGGGGGCUUUGGAUCAAGUUGUGGCUACGGGGGAUUUGAUGGCGGUUAUGGAGGUGGCUUUGGUGGGGUUGGUGGCUUUGGUGGGGUUGGUGGCUUUGGUGGAGGUGGUGGCUUUGGUGGUGAUGAUACUGGCAUCCUUUCCAACAAUGAAAAGCUGACCAUGCAGAACCUUAAUGACCGCCUGGCUUCUUACCUGCGUAAGGUGCGAGCUUUGGAAGAAGAAAAUGCUAAUCUUGAGAAUUUAAUCAGGGAAUGGUAUCAGAGGCAAGGUCCAAUUGUUACAUCAAAGGACUUUAGUCGCUAUUAUAAAGAAAUUGAAGACCUUAACAAUCAGAUUGUUAGUUCAUCUGUGGAGCUUAACAAGGUCGUUCUGAACAUUGAUAACACUAGGAUGACUAUUGAAGACUUUAAACUGAAAUAUGAGACUGAACUGGGUCUCCGCCAGAAUGUGGAGAGUGAUAUUAAUGGCUUACGCCCCCUGUUGGACCAGCUAACCCUAACCAGGUCUGACCUGGAGUUAGAGUUUGAAACCCUGAAGGAGGAACUGAUUUCUCUCAAGAAAAACCACGAGGAGGAAAGUAAAGGACUGCAUGUACAGAUCAGUGGUGAUGUUAGUGUGGAGGUCAAUGCUGCUCCAGGCGAAGAUCUGACAGAAAUACUAAAUGACUUGAGAAGAGAAUAUGAGCAAAUCAUUGAGAACAACCGUAGAGAGGUGGAAAAAUGGUAUGAAACCAAGAUUGCAGAAGUUCAUCACGAAGUCCACUUGAGUGGUCAGGGCAUAGAGUCAGGCAACAAACAGGUCGCAGAGCUGAGACGUGAAUAUCAGAACUUGGAAAUCGAGCUGCAGUCCCACCUCAGCACGGUACAGUCUUUGCAGUCCUCCUUGGCUGACACAGAAGGUCGCUACAACCUACAGCUGCAACAGCUCCAGAACCUGAUUGUCUCUGUGGAAGAAGAACUGGCAAGUAUCCGAUGUGAAAUAGAUAAUCAGAAUCAAGAGUACAGGCUGCUCCUUGGUAUCAAGAACCAGCUGGAACAGGAGAUCGCUCAGUACCGGCAUCUACUUGAUGAAGGAAAUCAAGACAUUAGUGUUUCACGAGAAGGAGGUGGCAUUUCUUCAGGAGGAAGAGUCAUUGGAGGUGGAGGAUCAGGAGGCAGAACCGGAGGAAGUAGCCUUACUUAUGGAAGUAGCACAGGGGGAGGAAAAGGAGGAAGUUUCACUGGAGGUGGAGGAUCAGGAGGCAGAACAGAAACAAGAGAAAGUAGUGUCCAUUAUGCUGGAGGUAGCACAGUAAGAAAAGGUGAAAGUUACUCAGGGGAUGGAACAGGAGGAUCAGGAGGAAAAUUAUGUGGUAUAACUGGAGGAGGAGAGAGAAUUUCAGGAGGUAGUAGUAGUUCUUCCCACUCCUAUUCAUCUACCCAGGGCCACUCCUCUUCUCAGCCAUCCAAGUCUGGUGAAAUCUACGCAUACUCAAGAAAAUCCUUUGAUUAA
Messenger RNA from Gopherus flavomarginatus (Mexican gopher tortoise), 1752 nucleotides. Its product is annotated as keratin, type I cytoskeletal 15-like. The coding region runs from base 1 to 1752 and encodes 583 amino acids. Gene Ontology annotation, molecular function: structural molecule activity. Lineage: Eukaryota; Metazoa; Chordata; Testudines; Testudinidae. The record is from RefSeq and is a predicted model, not a curated record. The transcript has 8 exons. Gene Ontology annotation, cellular component: keratin filament.